Molecule: messenger RNA, 1173 nt
Organism: Saxophila tyrrhenica
Lineage: Eukaryota; Fungi; Ascomycota; Dothideomycetes; Mycosphaerellales; Extremaceae
Gene: HUT1
Product: UDP-galactose transporter
Exons: 3
Coding region: 1-1173 (390 amino acids)
Biological process (GO): UDP-galactose transmembrane transport
Cellular component (GO): Golgi membrane; endoplasmic reticulum membrane
Molecular function (GO): UDP-glucose transmembrane transporter activity; UDP-galactose transmembrane transporter activity
Source: RefSeq, a predicted model, not a curated record
AUGGCCAGCAACGGCGAUAUAAAGCAUCGCCACGGAAAUGGCAAGCUUCCAAAGAAAGCCGCCGACAAGCCCAUAAGCGGCAAGAAUGAUGUCGGCAUCACGAAGACUUCGGAAGCAACGUCGUCUGCGAACACGCUCAGUCUGCUUAUUUGUGUAGGCGGCAUUUAUGCUUCUUUCCUUACAUGGGGAGUUCUCCAGGAACGGAUCACCACAACCAACUAUGGCACCGAGUCGAAGCCAGAGAUCUUCAAGUACCCCGUCGUCAUGAACACCGUCCAGUCGACGUUCGCCGCACUCCUUGGCUACAUCUACAUCCUGUUCACUCGCAAGUCGUCCACCGAUCUUCCAGUCUUCCCAUCCAAGGGCAUUGUCUGGGCACUGGGUCUCGUCGCUGUCACCUCGGCCAUGUCCUCACCAUUCGGAUACGCCAGCCUCCAGCACGUUGACUAUAUCACCUUCAUCCUGGCCAAAUCCUGCAAACUGCUCCCGGUCAUGUUCCUGCACGUCACACUCUAUCGGAAGAAGUAUCCGUUCUACAAGUACGCCGUUGUGGCUCUUGUCACAGCUGGCGUCGCCAUCUUCACGCUGCAUCAGUCCGGCGGCAAGAAGAAGAAAGGCGGGGAUGGCAAUAGCUUGUACGGCCUCAUGCUGCUCGGGAUCAACCUACUGUUCGAUGGUCUCACCAACUCAACUCAAGACGACAUCUACGCCCGCUUCCGACCAUAUACUGGGCAGCAGAUGAUGUGCGCCUUGAACAUCAUGUCGACCUUCUUGACCUCAUCAUUCCUGCUGCUUUCACCCUUCCUGGUUCAGUCCGGCUUCGCUUCUUACUUGGGUGUGGAUCCAAAAGGUGCAGGCGAGCUCCAGGACGCACUUACGUUCGUCCGACGACAUCCCACAGUCGGGUGGGACGUUCUAGGUUUUGCGGCGUGUGGCGCCAUGGGACAGGUCUUCAUCUUCAUGACUUUGUCGAUAUUCGGCAGCCUGCUACUUGUGACUGUCACAGUCACCCGAAAGAUGCUGACCAUGAUCAUCUCGGUCGUGUGGUUCGGCCACAGCCUGACAGGUAUGCAAUGGCUUGGUGUAGGCCUUGUGUUCGGAGGCAUUGGCAUAGAAGCCGAGUUGAGCAAGCGUGAGAAGAAAGCGAAGGAGGCGGCGAAGAAGAAAACUUGA